AUGAGUAGGAGAGAACUGAAGGGAACCUUUGAAAGAAGGGCUGCAGGAUCCGAUGAGGUGCAAUGGGUUAGAGAGAUUCGCCAUACGAGAGGCCCAAGGAGGACAUGUUUCUCUCGUUACAUCGUGGAAGACAAGGCCGUUUAUCUUCUCAUCUCUUGCAAUAAUUUUGAGUCCACCGCUAUCAUGCAGCUGUCUAUUAUCACCGUCCUCGCCCUCCAGGCCAUCGGCGCCGUCGCCGCUCCCGUUGCCGCCCCGGCCGCCGACUACGCUGAUCUUGCCAAGGACUCAAUCUACAUCAAGUCCGUCAGCACGUACAAGGGUGUCGAGGAAGAAAAGCGCGAGGCUAGCUAUGCUGAUGCUGCAAAGGCCAACAUCAUCAUCAAGUCUGCUGGAACCUACAAGAGAGAUGAUGAAAAGCGUGAGGCCGAUUACGAGCAGCUGGCGAAGGACUCCAUUCAGAUCAAGGCCGUCAAUACGUACAAGCGGGAUGAGGAGAAGCGUGAACCCAGCUACGCGGACGCCGCCAAGGCCAACAUCAUCAUCAAGCCAACAUCAUCAUCAAGUCUGCUGGAACCUACAAGAGAUGAUGAAAAGCGUGAGGCCGAUUACGAGCAGCUGGCGAAGGACUCCAUUCAGAUCAAGGCCGUCAAUACGUACAAGCGGGAUGAGGAGAAGCGUGAACCCAGCUACGCGGACGCCGCCAAGGCCAACAUCAUCAUCAAGUCUGCUGGAACCUACAAGCGAGAUGAGGAGAAGCGUGAGGCCGAUUACGAGCAGCUGGCCAAGGACUCCAUCAAGAUCAAGGCCGUCAACACAUACUAA
This is a messenger RNA of Colletotrichum phormii, 822 nucleotides long. RefSeq lists its product as uncharacterized. The transcript is spliced from 3 exons. Lineage: Eukaryota; Fungi; Ascomycota; Sordariomycetes; Glomerellales; Glomerellaceae. Bases 1 to 822 code for a protein of 273 amino acids. The record is from RefSeq and is a predicted model, not a curated record.